Messenger RNA from Rhinolophus ferrumequinum (greater horseshoe bat), 986 nucleotides. It is a transcript of the gene ARL2, whose product is annotated as ADP ribosylation factor like GTPase 2. NCBI's taxonomy places the organism in Eukaryota, Metazoa, Chordata, Mammalia, Chiroptera, Rhinolophidae. Gene Ontology annotation, molecular function: GTPase activity; GTP binding. Gene Ontology annotation, cellular component: cytoplasm; microtubule cytoskeleton. The coding region runs from base 90 to 644 and encodes 184 amino acids. The transcript has 5 exons. Gene Ontology annotation, biological process: protein folding. The record is from RefSeq and is a predicted model, not a curated record.
GUUGUCAGUGGGCGUGAUAGCCAAUAGGAGCAGGGCGAGGGGUCCCGGGACUAGGAAGCAACGGCGGCCAGGAGGGGGUUACGGGGACCAUGGGCCUUCUGACCAUCCUGAAGAAGAUGAAGCAGAAAGAGCGGGAGCUGCGACUACUCAUGCUCGGCCUGGACAACGCUGGCAAAACAACCAUCCUCAAGAAGUUCAAUGGAGAAGACAUUGACACCAUCUCCCCAACGCUGGGCUUCAACAUCAAGACCCUGGAACACCGGGGAUUCAAGCUGAACAUCUGGGAUGUGGGCGGCCAGAAGUCCCUGCGGUCCUACUGGCGGAACUACUUUGAGAGCACCGAUGGCCUCAUCUGGGUGGUGGACAGCGCCGACCGCCAGCGCAUGCAGGACUGCCAGCGGGAGCUCCAGAACCUGUUGGUGGAAGAGCGCCUGGCUGGAGCCACCCUCCUCAUCUUUGCCAACAAGCAGGACCUGCCUGGAGCACUGUCCUCUAACGCCAUCCGGGAGGCCCUGGAGCUGGACUCCAUCCGCAGUCACCACUGGUGCAUCCAGGGCUGCAGCGCUGUCACCGGGGAGAACCUGCUGCCUGGCAUUGACUGGCUCCUGGACGACAUUUCCAGCCGCAUCUUCACGGCCGACUGAGUGUCUCCAGAUGCCCUUGCUUCACAGUACCCCCCCUGCCCCUGCCCCAGGCCCUCACCAAGCUCCAUCCGUGGGGGGAAGAGAAUCAGCCCGCCCGACUAACACUCCCCAUCCCCCUCAGUAACCUGCUGCUGCUGCCACCCACUCCUGCUCCGUGGCCAGCUCGCUCCCACGGCGGGAGGGCUGCCACCCUGGCUGUCACCCUGGCUCCUGACCCAGCCUACCUACAGCUGCCAUACCAAGAGGCGAGGGCAGGGGCUGGCAGGGGGCUGCCUCUGCUGCUAUCCAGGCUGUGGGCGUCGACCUUUGCUCCGCUGUGAGAAUAAACUUCCUUGUCCUGAU